Messenger RNA from Octodon degus (degu), 2765 nucleotides. RefSeq names its product probable hydrolase PNKD. The transcript has 9 exons. The record is from RefSeq and is a predicted model, not a curated record. Gene Ontology annotation, molecular function: hydroxyacylglutathione hydrolase activity. Gene Ontology annotation, cellular component: mitochondrion. NCBI's taxonomy places the organism in Eukaryota, Metazoa, Chordata, Mammalia, Rodentia, Octodontidae. Bases 130 to 1161 code for a protein of 343 amino acids.
AGACAGCUCCAACCAUCACAGCUUCAUGAUCCUGUCAUCCAUCGUCAUCACCAUCGCCAUCUACAUCAUCAGUGGUUUUCCAGUGUGCCAGCCAAGCACCAUGCAGCCGGCUAGAGCCAUGAUACAAGGAUGAAGUCAGGCUGUCCUAAGGGAGCAGCUUGGCUGCCAAGUGGAACGGGGGCAGAUGCAAGAACUCUCACCUCACCCCGCCCAGGAACCUGGAAGGGUGCUUGUCUUUUGUACAGCCUGUACACCCGCACCUGGCUAGGAUACCUCUUCUACCGGCAGCAGCUGCGCAGGGCUCGGAAUCGCUACCCCAAAGGCCACUCCAAAACCCAGCCCCGCCUCUUCAAUGGCGUGAAGGUGCUUCCCAUCCCGGUCCUCUCCGACAACUACAGCUACCUCAUCAUCGACACCCAGGCCCGGCUGGCUGUGGUUGUGGACCCUUCAGACCCCCGCGCUGUGCAGGCUUCCAUUGAGAAGGAGGGAGUCACCUUGGUUGCCAUUCUCUGCACCCACAAGCACUGGGACCACAGUGGAGGGAACCGAGACCUCAGCAGGCGACACCGGGACUGUCGGGUGUAUGGGAGCCCGCAAGAUGGCAUCCCCUACCUCACCCACCCCCUGUGUCAUCAAGAUGUGGUUAGUGUGGGACGACUCCAGAUCCGGGCCCUGGCCACCCCAGGCCACACGCAAGGCCACCUGGUCUACCUGUUGGAUGGGGAGCCCUACAAGGGUCCCUCUUGCCUCUUCUCAGGGGACCUGCUCUUCCUCUCUGGCUGUGGACGGACCUUUGAGGGCACUGCAGAGACCAUGCUGAGCUCACUGGACACUGUGCUGGGGCUGGGGGAUGAUACUCUGCUGUGGCCUGGCCAUGAGUACGCAGAGGAGAACCUGGGCUUUGCAGGUGUGGUGGAGCCUGAGAACCUGGCCCGCGAGAGGAAGAUGCAGUGGGUGCAGAGGCAGCGGAUGGAGCGCAAGAGCACGUGCCCAUCCACCCUUGGAGAGGAGCGUGCCUACAACCCAUUCCUGAGGACCCACUGCCUGGCGCUGCAGGAGGCUCUGGGGCCAGGCCCAGGCCCCACAGGGGAUGAUGGCUGCUCCCGUGCCCAGCUCUUGGAGGAGCUCCGCCGGCUCAAGGACACACACAAGAGCAAGUGAAGCCCCUAGCCCAGCCCAGCCUGCCCCCAUGGUGGGAAGCGCCCACCGCCACACCUCACAUCCUUAUCACAGCCAUCUCCUCCAUCCAUGUGUCAUGUACCCAUCCUCAUCAGGGGGAGGGGUGGGACCAGGCAGUGAGACUGGGGAAGGGACCAAUGGCUUGGAGGCCCCACAAAGCGAGGCUGGGUCAUCCAAGGGAAAGGGAAAGGAUGGGCAUCUGGACAUCUGCAUACUGCUAACUUCGAGGGUCCCCUCUUCCCUUCUCCCACUUCGGACAGCUGCACAAACACAGAAGCUGCUAUGAGCUCCCCACCUGGGAGCCCUCACUCUCGCUGUAACCCUGACACCAGGGCAGCAGGAGCCAUGCCAAGUUGAAUCCAUUUUCCACCAUCUCCAUCCACAGUUAAGGCCUCCAGUGUGGUGCCUUGGGAAAGCAGUGACCGGCAGGGGUGGCCGGGCAGGUGACUGGGACUCUGCCCCUCCACCCAGCCUCCUGGCCCACCCUGCCCUGACAAGGCAUUUCCAGACAGAGCCAUUCCUAGGACCCCAAAAGGCUGGAAAUCGCCACCAGCCUCUGCCUCAGAGGCUCCCUGCAGCCUACAGGGAGGCAUGUCCUGGUUGCCAAGAGAACCUCUGCCUCCCCUGAAGCCCAGACACUGGGGUCUGGACCCUGGAAGGGGUCAAGGCACCUGUUCACCCCACACAUCUGGCCUGAACCUGCCCCCAGGCCUCUGCUCCUGCCCUGGGCCACAAGGGCCUUCUUCGCAGGGGAGAGAGGACCGUGGCCAGGACUGAUGCACUUUCUUCACUUGGGCCCUUGUACUUAGGAAUUUCUGCCUGUCUUUCGUCUUACUUAAUUCCUCUUGUUUUAUCCUUGACCUCUUUCCUCUUUGAGUUAGCAAUUCAUUUUUCAGCCCAGGCUUUCAACUGGCCCUUCACAGUUUCCCAAGAGCACUCAUUCCUGUGCAAGUCCCCAUUGCAUCCUUGGCCCCGUCCUCACUGAAGGGAGGAGGCUCUGUGCAGCAGGCUGGACCUGGCCCUCUGCUCACCCCUCCUCCAGCCCUGCUUCUCUGGUCUCAGGUCCAGGUCCCUUUGGGAUCCUCAGGCAGGCGCCCAUGGGCCAGCCAGAGCCUCUCAUCCGGUGUCAAAGCCUUCCUAGAUGCCCUGUCCUCCGCUUCCCUCCUCAUCUGGCCUCUGCAGCUCCCACCCUGGAGCUCACUCUAGCAAUACCACCAGACUAGUUAGCCUUCCCGCGGAGACAUGCAAACUUGCCUCUGUGCCUUUGCUCCCGCUGCUCCUCAGGCCGGAAUGCCUUUAGCUCCAGCGCCUGGUCUGCCUGGCAAACACCUGCCCGUUCACUCCCCCAGGCCCCUCCCUAGGAAGGCGCCCUGCCUCUCCCCUCCAGGCUACCUCUGCACUUUGUAAAUGCUUCUCUCUCUGGCACUUAUCACAUAUAUUUUACUUGUUUACAUGUUUGUCUCCCCUUCUAGACUGUGAAUCCUUAAGGGCAUGGACUGUCGUACGCAUCUCUGUAUCUCUGCGCCUAGCACGGUGCCUGGCACAUAGUAGGCGCUCAAUAAAUGUUGAAUGAAUGAAUGAUUUAA